AUGGGACAAGAGAACAUAUCGCCAAAUAGUUACAUUGUUAGUUCUCAUGCAAUUUUAGAAGUGUUGACUCGGUGUUGAGAUCCCAAUUAUUCUUAUACAAUGGGUAGGAAAACUGAUCCACAGACAACCCUAAUAGCCAAAGUGAAAGCCCAAUUAUUUCAACGAUUAGUUAUCCUACAAUGGCUUCCAAAAUACACGAAAAGCGAUAUUUUGGCAGAUUUAAUAGCGGGCUUGACACUAGGUUUAACGAUGAUGCCGCAAUCUAUAGCAUACGCGGGAUUAGCGGGUCUUGAACCACAAUAUGGAUUAUACACAGCUUUCAUAGGAUCUUACACAUAUAUUUUUGUUGGCUCAAUUAAAGAAGUUUCUAUUGGGCCCACAAGUCUUAUGUCUCUAUUAACAUUUUCAUAUACAGUAGGGAAACCUUUGGAGUGCGUCAUUCUUCUUACUCUCAUUGCAGGAUGUGUAGAACUCCUGAUGGGUCUGCUUAAAUUAGGAUUUUUGGUUGAUUUUAUGUCCCCAUGCCUAACGUCAGGAUUCACAUCUGCCAGUACUUUAAUAAUAAUAUCUGCACAAUUAAAAAAUCUUUUUGGUCUAAAUAUUAAAAGUCAUGCAGUGAUAGGAAUCAUCAAAGAGCUUAUCCAAAAAUAUGAUCAAAUCAAAUUAGCUGAUACACUAUUGGGUUUAAUUUGUAUAGGACUUCUUGUUGCUCUAAAGAAUUUAAACAGACUAAAACUAACGAAUCCUACUCUUAAGAAGAUUAUCUGGUUAGUAUCCAUAUCGAAAAAUGCGUUGGUUGUAUUGCUUGCGUCAGUAGCAGCAGCUCUAUGGACUAGUGAUGGUACUACACCGUUCAAAAUAACUGGAGACGUACCCAAAGGAAUACCACAAUUCAAGUUCCCAUCUUUAUCAGCUCAAUUUGGUAACGAAACCGUUGGUUAUGCAGAAAUGAUGGGAUCACUGGGUAGUGGACUUGUUGUGAUUCCUCUUGUUGCAGUGCUGACCAAUGUAGCUAUAGCGAAGUGUUACAGUUCUGAUGUAAUUGUAGACAACUCCCAAGAAAUGAUAUCAUUAGGAUUGUGUAAUAUUUUUGGGUCAUUCGUCAGAGCCAUGCCAAGUUCUGGUGCUUUUACCAGGUCAGCAGUAGCAAGUAGCAGUGAUGUGCGAACACCACUUCAAGGUCUUUACUCAGGUACUGUAAUAGUCUUGGCACUCAGUUUUUUGGCGCCGUAUUUCUAUUUUAUUCCAAAAGCAGCUUUGGCUGCCGUUCUAAUAACAGCUGUAUCAUCGUUGUUCGAUUACAAAAUCUUUCCCGUUUUAUGGAGAUGCAACAAGGUCGACUUUUACCUAACGCUAGCAACGUUUGUAAUUGGAACUUUAAUGGGAGUUGAAGCAGCCAUUCUAAUUGGUAGUAUUUGUAACCUACUAGUCCUCCUUAUGAUAUGGGCCAGACCUAAAGUCCAAACCGAAAUAAGAAAGAAAAUUGAUACCGAAGAAAGAUAUUUGUAUAUAAAGCCUGAACUAGGAUUAUAUUAUCCAGGUGCAGAUUAUGUCUCAGAAUGUAUCAAGAAAAGCAGCAAUGAGAAUCCUUCAUUGCCCAUCGUUUUAGAUUGUAUAAAUAUUCUUAGGCUUGAUUAUGCAGCAGCUAAGACAUUGGAAAAUGCAUUAAAUACCUACAACGAUGGAGGAAUUGGUCUUGUUAUGAUCAAUAUGGAAACUAAUGUUUUCAACACCCUUAAAAGCAUUACAGACGCUGAAAAUAUGCAACUAUGUAGUAAUUCAGAUAAAAUCACCGAAAUAAUUGUCGUGGAUGAAAAAUUGGGGAAAGAAGAGGAAGAAUCGUUGUUAAAUGGAAAAAAAGAAGAUAGAAAAUCAUCAACAAUAUCUAAAUUGAGUAUGGCUAGCGGAAGAAGGCGGUCAUCAGAACGUAAAAAAUCAAUAUUUGAAUUAGAAUAAAAUUGCUUCUAUAACUAAAUAUAGUUAUAGAUUGUAUAUUUUUAAAUUGGAUGAUUUCCAAAUUUACGCAACUUGAGAAAAUGCAAUUAUUAUUAUUGCGUUCCACAAAAGUUAUGUUAAUUCUCAAAAAGUGUUUAUGAUAGUGUGUUUAAUGUAUAAUUUGUUAUUAAUUGUAACUUAAUAGGAUUUGGUUAAUAAUUAUUAGACUGCAAUCAAACAACCAUUCCAUAAUGUUAAAAGCCUUUUACCUACAUUAGGUAAAACCAUGUCUCCUUUGCUAAUCAGGAAAAAUAAAAUAAAAAAAAAAAUAAAAACAAUCAGGUAAUUUACUAAAGUAAAAGUUAAUAGAGUUUUUUAUUAUUACCUUGCAUUUUACAGACCAUAAUAUUAGGAGAGUAAAAAUUAAUUCUUAAAGCUAUACGAUCUCUAUACAAAGUAGGUUUCCACACUUUGAACUCCGAGUUGAACGUUAACGUUUUUUGCAAGCUGUCAUUUUUUGACAGCUAAUCUGCUCUAUGCCAGCUGUCACUUUAAUCAUCUGUCAUCUAUUUUUAUACAAAUAAACAAAAUACAACUGCAGGCUUCUGUUUACAAAUUGUUAAUUAUUAUUACUGAAACUAUGUUUCGAUACGCAAAUAGCAUUUAUUACAUGUAUUUAUUUAUAAAGCUAAAAUUACAAAUAAAUAUUUUUUUAAACUAA
Psylliodes chrysocephalus is the source of this 2656-nucleotide messenger RNA. The record is from the annotation of a GenBank genome assembly. NCBI's taxonomy places the organism in Eukaryota, Metazoa, Arthropoda, Insecta, Coleoptera, Chrysomelidae.